Messenger RNA from Babesia bovis T2Bo, 1705 nucleotides. Its product is annotated as putative integral membrane protein. Bases 131 to 1696 code for a protein of 521 amino acids. The record is from RefSeq and is a predicted model, not a curated record. NCBI's taxonomy places the organism in Eukaryota, Apicomplexa, Aconoidasida, Piroplasmida, Babesiidae. The transcript is spliced from 3 exons.
UAAUUGAAUUUCAUUAAAAUGUGUAAGGGUAUCUAUAUGUUUAGUUCAGGGUAGUGUCUAUGUUGUCCGUUGCCCUUGUUAAGACAUCGCACUUUACCCUUUUGGAUGGGUAUUCUUUUAUCCCUUGAAAAUGAGGGCACAGCAACGGUUUCUACUUGGAUACUUUUCUGUGGCACUGUUAAUUUUCUAUUCUAUCUAUUAUUGCAUCGUUCGUGGCUUUAGUCCUCGUGUUUCACAGUAUGACCUUCUGUCUUUGAAGCACCAAGUACCUAAACGCUUUGCAUCCAGUUGCGAUGUAUACUUUGAAAUUGGUACCAUAUCCACUGAGGGUAUCGCCAGGAAGGUAUCUGAGCUUUUAAUCUCCGAAGAUGUGCUAUCACAAGUGCUCCCGUUGGGAGACUACAGAUACAUUAACGAGGUUAGCAAUAAAGCAUCAUUUGUGGAGCCCCUAGAUGACCUCAUUGACCUUUCAAGUCCAUUUAGCGUCUUGCUUCGUUAUGAUUCUAGUUCGUCCAUGACCCAUGACUUUGAGGUUAAUAUCCAUGGAGGUAAAUUGCUGACAUUUUCCUUUAGUGCCAGUGCCAUGUCAUCAUCGGAGGUACCAUUGAAGGUCCACGACCUUGUUAAGCGUAUAUUUUUUAGUUACGAUGGGAUGCCGUCAACUCACAUGACACCGCUGCUCGAUAUAUCGUUUAUCCUAAUGAGCGACGUGCGCAAGUUGGAUUCUACCGAGGCGCUCGACAUAAUCCAGGAUAUGUUCCAUCCUAUUGCCAGUGCGAUGUCUCUAUUUUACGACCUUAGCUUCCAGAGUCGUGUUAUUUCUGGUGCUAACUUCAUUAGCACGAUGACUCUGAACAGGGACAAUAACGUUGACCUACAGGAGCAAGGAUACAAGUUUUUUGAUUUCAUGGAGCGGGUUACUAACGUUGAAGUUGGUACGGUAGACACUGGUAUCUACAGGCAUUCCAUGGCCUUCAUAUGCCAUGUUCCCGAGCAGCCUUUAUUAUUUUACGACAGGGCUUUGGACCGUACACUUGAUAGCGUGAUGCUUCGGGGCAUUGGUGUAUUAUCGCUGCUGCACGUGGAUGGCACGGGUACGUAUUCCCUGGGUCGGGAUGAUAUCUCGGGUUUAAUUUCAUCAUGGGUUACCUACAUCCGUAAGACGCACAAUUUGGACACAACUCCUGUUGAGAAGGUUGCCAGGAGUUUGGGUCCUCAUGACUUUGUGAAGUUGAUAGACGAUAUGCGUUACGAAGUCAAAUCGCCGGGGUGUACAUUUCAAAUUAGGAUGCAUCCGCCUGGUCUGACGGCAUUCUACGGCUUCGAGGUGCACAGCAUCGCUAAAUCGUUGUACCAUUUAUACCUACAGGGUGCCAUUGACACUCUUCACAAGGUCGUUAAGCCCUUGGCUAACAUCAGUAUCAUGACCAGGGUAUCGCCAAGUGCUUUAGCCGACAUCAGGGCGUGUCACGGGAUUGUAAAUCGCUUAUACGGGAUGGCCAGCGACAGUAACACGCAGCUACUAACAAUGGCCAGGACGGCCUACAAGCAUUCCCUGGAGGCUAUAAGUGAUGAUGAGACAUAUGCUAAGAACGCGGUAUCUACUGAGCACGGCGUAGCGUCACUCAUGUGUGACGCCUUCCCAUUUCUAUUUCCCCUGCUGGCCAACACCAUCAAGUACCUAACUGGGAAGUAGCACAUAUAU